Molecule: messenger RNA, 2034 nt
Organism: Epithele typhae
Lineage: Eukaryota; Fungi; Basidiomycota; Agaricomycetes; Polyporales; Epitheliaceae
Exons: 12
Coding region: 1-2034 (677 amino acids)
Biological process (GO): DNA-templated transcription; regulation of DNA-templated transcription
Cellular component (GO): nucleus
Molecular function (GO): zinc ion binding; DNA-binding transcription factor activity, RNA polymerase II-specific; DNA binding
Source: RefSeq, a predicted model, not a curated record
AUGCACGAUGGCGACCAAAUGCCCGUCCCCUUCGUCAAAGGUGGCAAACGCAAGCGUCUGACUAAGGCCUGCGAUGCGUGUCACAAGAGCAAGCGGCGCUGUGAUGGCACAGACCCUCUCCUUAUCUCAUCGCAUUCCCUCCGCCCGCCCUCCGGCGCCCACAGCUACUAUGCUUCGAAGAGUUGCACCUAUACCGACGCUGCGGGCCGACCUGUACCCGCCCCAAGGAACACCCAGCCAGAGCGCUCUGUGGUCGCCGCUGCGCCGACGACCUGUCCGAUCAGCAACGAGCCACCUCCCUGGGCCGCUCAGGCCACAUUGGCAAGUCCACCCGUUGGCAGGGGACAGGGGGCAGUAGAACGCGAUCCCACUUCGAAGCGCUCCCGCCAGGGCCCAAGUUCCCCAGAAACCAGCCCACCGUUGAGGCACAGGGGUGAUGUCGCUGCUGCGGAGUCCCUGGCAAGCCCUCUCGAUCCAGUUGUGACCCAUGAGCUUGUAAACAUCUUCUUCGCCCACUGCAACCCGCAGCGGAUGAUUAUCCACAAACCCACCUUCUCGGCCGACCUCGGCAUGAACAAAUUGCCGGCAUACCUGCUGCUCGCUGUAUGCGCCGUCGCAGCGCCGCUGUCCAAGAGCAAAUGCGUGCUCAGCAAGGCGUCGCACGCCCGCCUCGCAGGCGUGCCUUUCUUCAAGGAGGCGCUCGCCCUCAUGUUUGAUAACUCAGGGCGGCUUCUCUGUGAGCCCUCCGUGAGCACCGCACAGGCGCUCUGCCUCCUGGAGAUGCACGAGAUUGCGGCGAGCCACUCGUGGACGAACCAUCUUAGGUACUUCGAGUUGGCCUUCCAGGUGCUGGAAGGCAGUCUCCAGGUUGACAAGGCGGACAAUUCAGUCCCCCCUGCGCCAAACGACCAGGAGGGCAUCCUGCGUUUCAUCGACCGCGAGUGCACUCGGCGAUGCUUCUGGCUCAUCUUGACUAUAACCUGGAUCAGCAAUAUCUAUACCCGUCGGGGGGUGCGGCCGAGGAUGAGCGAACUCGCGGAUGUAGUGCGGUUACCUAUCGAUGAGGCCAUCUUUGAGCUAACUUCCCUCACGAGCGCCGCUACGGUUGAAUACCUUCGGCGACCGGCCCCCAGGACGAGGUACGCGUCUCAGUUCGGGCAUAUGCUCCGCAUCCUUGAAAUCUACGACACUGCCCAAAGUGCUCUCAGCGGACAAGGAGGGGCUGAAAGGGUAGAAGCUAUGCACGUAGUCCGCACGAACAUGCAGGAAUGGGUCGAUUCACUGCCCGCCCAUCUCCGAUUCAACGAAGAGAACUUGGAGACGCAAAUAUCCAUGUUCGAGACCUCGUCUAAUUCUGGCGCGUGGUGUUUCUGCUUCAUGCACGCGAUGCACCCGUGCUGUUAUCUCGCAGUGCAGGAGGGCGAGGGUACUCUGGGCGACCCGGUGCCCUGGAUCCGGAGUCAAUUGAACCACAUCUUCAAUGCCGCAGGCACGAGGGCGAAGACAUCAAUUCUCUGUACUGCGGACGAUCCCCAGAUACAUGUCUGGGAUCGCGACUUUGAGAAAAUCUGGGGGUUCAGGGUGGUGCUCGUCGCGAUCACCCAAGCGCAACAGAACCAAGCCCAGAUGUACAAACCCCGUGGCUCCCCACACUCCUCGAAGUCGAGCUCCAACUCGCCGACGUCUUCUAAUUCAUCUCCGCCCGCCGUCCAACUCCAUGCACAGCCUUACGAGGGUCGACAAGGCAACCCUCGCGCCCUCCUCCGUACGAAUGUCGCGGUGACCCUCGACGGUGCCGCACAUGUGCAAGCGGAGCAGAUGAACUUGCCCUCUCUGAAGGCGAGCGGGCUUCUGGAUUCAUGGAAGCCGCCAUCGGAGGCGUUCGCUUCGUCUCUCUCCCUUGGUUCACAGAGCUCGUCCACGCGCGACUCGCCAAGGCGUCACCCCCCCAGUCAAAACUCCGUCGCACCUGCCGCAGCGGCUCCCGCGGGCCUCACAUGGCUCGCCAAUUCAGGUGCGGCCCACGCUACCUGA